AUGAAGCAACUGUUAUACACCACUACUUUUCUAAUAGCACUCGGUUUUACACAAGCUAGUGUAGCCUAGAGCAGAAUGAAGAUGUACAUGAAGCAACUAGCUUAGCAAUAGCAAUAGCUAGGUUGCUAGACUUCGAUGAAUAGAUUCAAGUCUGGUCCUCCAGAUUACGAAAACAUCAUCAAGAACAGUAAUACUUUUUGGAAUGAUACAUCCUUCCCUGCGGAUGGUACUUCAAUCUAAUGGACUGACACCCAAUACACCAGAAACGGAUUAUACUACUACUCAUCUUCUAAGUGGUCUAGAUUAAACGAUCUUUGCCCAAAUUGCACAAUGUUUGGUACUGGAGACUAUUUGAACGAUAUUGCUUAAGGAGCUCUAGGUGACUGUUACUUCAUGGCCGGAGCAACAGCUGUUGCCGAAAUCGAUAAAAGAUUCAACAAAAUCUUUGUCAAUCCUGAGAUAAACUGGGCUGGACUCUAUGCUUUCAAUGUUUACGUGAGAGGUAUUCCACAUGUGAUGGUAGUUGAUGAUGCAGUCCCAGCAGGAUCUCAAGGAAAAUCACCAUCUUUUGCUGGAAUUGGUAGUGAUGGUUCCAUCUGGGGACCACUUCUAGAAAAGGCUUGGGCUAAGUUUUCCAACAACUAUGAGUACAUAGUAGGAGGAAGUCCUAAUGAGGCUGUUUAAUUCCUUACAAAUUCUCCAACUUCCCAGUUCAACACAAACUAAUUCAGUCUUGAUGCUAUUUGGAAACUUGUGAGCGAAUCUGACAUUAAAACCAACAUAAUGAGUGUUGUCACAAAUACAUCUGGAGAUGCUGUGUGUCCAUUCAAUCUCGCUUGCCAACAUGUGUAUACACUACUCGGAGUUGCAAGUGUUUACAAUGCUGAUAAAACUCAAGUUACAAAUUUAUACAGAAUCAGAAACCCAUGGAAGGCUGACGCUGGCUUCAAUGGUACAUUUUCAGAUAAUGCUCUUAUCUGGAAUACACUUGGUUUAGAUGGAAAGACAUAUGCACAACAAGCUGGCCAUGUCGUUGCUGAUGAUGGUAUUUUCUGGACCACUCCAGAAGAGUUUGUUUAAUCUUUCGUGGCAGUGUUCACAGGAGAAUAUAGAGAUGAGUUUGUGACUUCAUGGUAUGAUAAGAUUGACGACCAAGUUGCUAAUUCAACAAAUCCAUCAAAGUACACCUUCACUAUCACAGAAUCUACUCCAAUGACCAUCAGAGUUGUUACCUACCCUUUCAGAAUGUAUCCAGUCUCAUGUAAAUAGACAGCUUCAAUUCUCAAAGUAGUUCUAAAGGACAGCUAAGGAAACUGGGUAGAUUAUGUUCACUAUUUUGAGGUUUCAGGCUCAUACAUCAGUCUUAUUGAUAAGCCAUUAGCCCCAGGAACAUACACUAUUGAAUUUUAUCCUUCAUGGACUCAAGGAGAUAUCAAGGAUUACGGUGUAAUUAUCUAAUCUCCAAGAGAUAUUGAGAUCACUGAUGUCAACGGCAAGACUAGCAGAAAGACAUCACAUGAUCUUACUCAUAAGGAUUUGAAACCAGCUGUUGCUCAAUUAGCUAAGCCAGAAAAGCCAAAGCUCCCAGAUUUCUCUCAGCAAGGUCCCGAAUACACAUUAACUGGAAAUCUAGAUGCUGAUAUUGCCGGAAUCAGAUCAUCAAAAUCCUUCCCAAUUAGUAAUUACGGCAUUACUUUGACAGGCUUUAAAUAUGUGAGAGUCCCAGAUCAAAGAGUUGAGGUAGUAUUUUUCUUUGGAACUCUAACUGAAGACUAUACUUACACAGCUACUGCCUGGGUAACCACCACAGUUGGAUACAAGUUCAAAUUUACCUAAGGAAAUGACAAAUGUAAAAUUACUAACGAUGCUGCAGCAAAUGAAGACACAAUUGAAUGUGCCUGCGUUGUCAAGCCAGAAACUUAUCCAAAAGAAUGCAUGCUAGUAAUGGUGUCAGCUCAAAACGAAUAUUUCUCUCCUAGUUAUAGUCAAAGGUACUCAUGGUGA
This is a messenger RNA of Stylonychia lemnae, 2004 nucleotides long. NCBI's taxonomy places the organism in Eukaryota, Ciliophora, Spirotrichea, Sporadotrichida, Oxytrichidae. The record is from the annotation of a GenBank genome assembly.